AUGGGUUCUUGUCAACAGCCUGAUGCCCUUCCCCAGCUGGCAUCAAAGACCGUCAUCGUCACCGGAGGCGCAGGCGGCAUCGGCGCAGCCACUGCCAAAGUCUUCAACGCCAACGGCGCCAAUGUAGUCAUCGCCGACAUUCCCAGCUCGCAGGAGUCUGCACAGAAGCUGAUAGCGGGUUUCCCGUAUCCCGAGAAGGCCGUUUUCACGCCCGUUGACAUCCUCAACUGGGGACAGAUGCUGGAUCUGUUCCGCGGGACGGUAGACCGGUUCGGGUCCAUCGACACGGUCGUCGCAAACGCAGGCAUCAUGGAGAAGACAGAGACUCUGGAUAUCGACACCACAGACGACCAGGGGAAUCUUCUCGAGUCCACUGGCGCAUUCAACGUUAUCGACGUGAAUGUGAAGGGGACAUUAAACAGUAUGUUUACACGGUUCUUACAACAAGUAAAACUAACACCAGUCCCAGCACUACGACUCGCUAUGCAUUACAUGAAAUCAUCUACCAACAACGCUGCUGGGCGCAAAUCAAUCGUCCUCGUCGCUUCGACGUCCGGCUACUUUGGUGGCACCGGCGUGUCCGCAUACGUUUCCUCAAAGCACGCCAUUAUCGGUCUGCUACGAGGCUCGCAUGUCGCAGCACAAAAACACGGAAUCACAGUCACGGGCAUCGCACCCUUUUUCACAUACACAAAUAUCACAGCCAAGGCGGGAACGCGGUGGCAGGCGGAUGGGCUGAAGCCGAACACAACGGACGACGUCGGCCUGGCCAUUGCACAGAGCUCAGUCGAGGGCGCGAGCGGCAGCUGUACUCUGGUCGCAGGUCCGCACCGCAAGGAAAUGGAGGGCAGUCGGAGCGAGGUCAUGCCCCAGUGGUUGGGCCAGGGUAUCUUUGAUUUCUUCCAGAAUGCGUUCAAGAUCAUUUCCAGCAGUGGAGGGUAUAACCUUCCUAGGAAUAACUGA
Molecule: messenger RNA, 963 nt
Organism: Aspergillus versicolor CBS 583.65
Lineage: Eukaryota; Fungi; Ascomycota; Eurotiomycetes; Eurotiales; Aspergillaceae
Exons: 2
Coding region: 1-963 (320 amino acids)
Source: RefSeq, a predicted model, not a curated record